Molecule: messenger RNA, 1588 nt
Organism: Rosa rugosa (rugosa rose)
Lineage: Eukaryota; Viridiplantae; Streptophyta; Magnoliopsida; Rosales; Rosaceae
Exons: 7
Coding region: 728-1348 (206 amino acids)
Source: RefSeq, a predicted model, not a curated record
AUUAAUUCACUACAAAAAAUAAUUGCAACCGCUACCCCAGUUGGCGUCGGCAUCCUUUUGCCGUCGCUAAAAAUUGAUUAUUCGCUUCGGCAAAGUUACGCCGUCACAAAACUUGCGACUGAAUUACUACGCCGUGGCAAUGGGGUAGCCAAAAGUAGCCUAUUUUUCUUCGGCGAACGUUUGCAGUCGCAAACCUUCCAUACUUGGCGACUGCGUCUACAAUGCCGUCGCAUGAGAGAACAGCUACGAGCCCAAUUCUCUUAUUAAAUCUAUUUUCUAAUCAAAAAGCCCUAGCCUAUUUCCCUCAAUCUCUGUUCAAUCUCUACCGCAACCCUCUUUCUCUUCCUCUUCGUUCUGGAUCUAACCCAACAAAUAACAUCGCAGAACUUGGUGGCCACUGUGUUGGUCUAAAUCCAGGGAUUAUUCUUUUUGGUUAUUUCAAUUUGGUUUUCUCUUCAGUCGUUCCUCUCCCUCUCUCUUUGAAUCCGAUUCAACUCAGAUGCGUCCAAUUUAAUGGCUGGGUCAUUCGUGAGAGAUUCGUUCUGUCCGAGCGGAAUUCAUGAGGAAUUUCAAUUGAACUCGGAUGCGUUCUCUUCUCUGUUCUCGGAAAGUUCGCAUCUUGUAUGCAUAUCCAUUAUAGAAGAAAAGGGUUCCUCACUAUGCUUGAAUUUGGGUUUCUUUUGACACUGGAAUGUAAGCAAAUAAUGGCCUGGUGGUUGUUGUUGUAAUGAAUGGCGCCGUUGCUUUGGUGGUUGUUGUAAUCUGUUUGGAGAGUAGAGUUGUUUUCCAUUCAUUUGGGAGAUACAUUCAGGUGCCUCCGCCUUUGAAUUACCUUUCGGUGACUACUACAAUGCUUGGAGGUGCAGCUGGAGCUAGUGCCUAUGCGCUGGGUAUGAUAUCUGAUGCCUUCAGCUCCUUGGCUUUCACUGCUCUGGCGAUUGUAGUUAGUGUUGCUGGAGCUAUCUUUGUCGGAUUUCCUGUUUUGGCUUGCACAGAAAUGGUCAUGCCAAUGUCUAGUAGCCGAGAUAGAAGCAUGUUUCAAACAUAUGAUUAUAAUUUCUCCUCUUUUCAAGAGUGGUGCUGGAAGCAGUUCAAUGUGAAACCAAGGCCUACAUGGAUAACAACAGAGUUUGGUGGACAUGUGGCUACUAUUUGGUUGGAGCGCAAGGAUUCCCUAGCUGGAGCAGUACUUUUGGCCUUAAGGCAACAUUGUUAUGGAGAAAUUUGUGAGGAGGGGCAUGAAGUAACAAACCAAGUAGGGGAACAUAUCACCUCAAGUACGAUUCUGGAUUACUCGCAGCAGCCCCCUAUUCAGGAACUAAUUGGAAGGGAUCUUCAUGAUAUAUAAUGAAUGGAAAUUCAGACAUAUUUCGAGGAGGCUUGCAACAACACUAGAGUAAUUGGUACAUGAAGUAGAUCGAGGAAGAUCCCUGCAAAGUUCAUCUUGAAGUAGAGGAAAAUAACUAACUUGUAAAGCUUAAUUAUCGAUCUUGUAAAUUUUGGUAGAACCUUCAAUAUUCAUUUUGUAACAUUUAUGAGGAAAAUUAAAGUGUAACAUUUCCUUUUAUAUAAGCUUCAUUCCUUUUUG